Messenger RNA from Dictyostelium discoideum AX4, 2901 nucleotides. Its product is annotated as ubiquitin system component Cue domain containing protein. Gene Ontology annotation, molecular function: ubiquitin binding. Gene Ontology annotation, cellular component: nucleus; cytoplasm; chromosome, telomeric region. Bases 1 to 2901 code for a protein of 966 amino acids. Lineage: Eukaryota; Evosea; Eumycetozoa; Dictyosteliales; Dictyosteliaceae. The record is from RefSeq and is a predicted model, not a curated record. The transcript is spliced from 2 exons.
AUGGUGCAAAAAGAAGCAGUAAAACAACAAAAAACAGGUGGUGGUAAAAAGGGUGGCAACUCGGAACCAAUCAAAACUUUAAAUACAGAAUCUAAUGGUAAUAACAGUGACCACAGAGAAGAAAUUAGAAAAGUUAGAGACGUUUAUCCACUUUGGUCCGAAGAUGAUAUUGUAAGUGCUUUACAACAAACAAAUUUCAACGUUGAAACUACAAUCCUUUAUAUCGUUGAAGGUCUUAUUAAAGAGACUCACGGUCACUGGGAGGAAGUCACAAAGAAGAAAGAAUCCAAACCAAAGAAUAAAGAUGAUAUCAACAGAAAUAACAUAAAGAAAGAAGAUAAAGGAAAGAUUAAAAAAGAUAUUAAAGAUGGCGAUAAAGAACAAUUACGUAAUAAAAUAAAUUCAAAUAAUAAUAUGAACAACAACAACAAUAACAACAAUAACAACAACAACAACAACAAUAAUAAUAAUAAUAAUAGUAAUUUUAAAAAUAAUAGAAUAAAUGGAUCCUCACCAAUGAAUAGAGGACCAAAUCAACAUGUUCAAAAGAGACAAUUAUCACCAACUGCUCCAAAACCAGUAGAUAUCGAUCAAUCAAUUCCAUCUUCAACCACAACUACAACUACACCAUCUACAGUACCAGCAGCCUCAACAGCAUCACCAGCAGAUCAAUCAAAUGUUCUUCACCCUAAUAUUACAGGUGGUAAAACUAUGGUUGAAAUUUUAAAAGAAAGUGAAAAUAAACGUAAACAACAACAAGAAGCAGCCAAACAAAAAGCUCAAACUGUUUCACAACCAUCAACAACAUCACCAACCACUACCACCACUACAAAUACAAAUAAUGCUACAUCUGCUUCAACUGCUGCUACAACUUCACCAUCAACUGCUACACCAACCACCACUGCCACCACAUCACCAUCAAUCACUGCACCAACUACUGCCACCACCUCCACCACCUCAUCACCAUCAACUACUACUGCUACCACCAACACUACCACCACCACUGCUGCACCAACCACCACAAAACCAACCACUACCACCAACUCAGCCCCAACCUUUUUAGAAGCAAUUAAUGCUGCCAGUCAACCAAAAUCAGCUGUUGUCGCACCAGUUGCCACUACAACAACUGCACCAGUUACUGCCACCGCAACCACUCCAGCUGUCGUUGCACCAACCACCACUGAAACUGCAACCCCAUCACCAACUGCUCCAGUUGCUGCAACCAAUGCUGUUGUCGUUGAAACUGCCACCACUCAAACCGCACCAGUUGUACCAGUACAACAACCAGCUGCUCCAGUUCAAUCAGCUACUGCCCCAGCUCAACAACCAGUUGCCCCAGUUCAACAACCAGCUGCCCCAGUUCAACAACCAGGUUCACCAGUUCAACAAGCUGUUUCAACUUCAACUGUUCAACAACCAGUUGCUGUUCCACAACAACAACAACAACAACAACAACAAACUGCACCAGUCACUACCACUACCUCACAACAACCAAGACAAAACUUUGGUUCUAAACCAGGUACAACUCAUGCAUGGAAACCAAAAGAUGCUGUCCCAUCAACCACUACCACCACUUCCACUCCAAAUCGUCAACCAUUCAAAACCAAUAAAAUGGGUGACACUCCAGUCGCUUUACCAGACUCUGUUUCAUUUGAUCCAAACUUUGAAGUUCAAUUUGGUAAAAGUACCACCGAAACCGUUGUUAUUGAAUCAACUACUGUUCAACAAACUGUUCAACCAAUUCAACAACAACCAAUAAUUGUUCCACAACAACCACAAGUUCAACAACAAGUUCAACAACAACCACAAGCUAUUACUCAACAACCACAACAAGUUCAACAACAAGUACCAAAACAACAAGUUAUUCCACAACAACAUCAACAACAACAACAACACCAACAACAACAAAUGCAUGGUCAUCAACAAAUUAAUAACAAUAUUCCACACUACCAAACUUUCCCAAUGAUGUCAAAUCAAAUUGGUGGUAUGCCAUCAAUGAAUCCAAUGGAUGGUCACAUGAUGUCAGAGAAUGACAUUCACCAACAAUAUGGUAACUACUUACAACAACCAUAUAUGGUACCAGUCCCAAGCUUCUUUGAUCAAGAAAACGACUUUAGAGUUAGACAACAAUUCUACGAUAACUCUUAUCAACCAAACUACAACAGAACCACUUCACCAGUUAACGAUAACACUGCCAACAAGCAAUUCAGAAAUAGUGGUAAUGCCAACCCAACCUACAGAGGACAACAACAACAACAACAACAACAAGUCCAAGUUCAACAAGACGGUAAAUUCCAACAACACCAAGACCCAACCAACAACCAAAAUCAACCAAGUUCACAAUCACCACCACUCCAACAAAACAACCAUGCACCAUUCAUGCCAUUCCAAUACCCACAAUAUCCAUACUACUAUCAUCAACAAGUCCAAUAUCCAUACUAUCAUAAACCAUACCAUAUGAAUGUUGGUCGUGGUUACCCACAACACCCACAACAAGGUUAUUCUGCCGAAGAACAAGACUUCAACAAAGGAAUGUACGGUUAUCCACAACAACAACAAAAUCAACAACAACAACCACAACAACAACAACAACCACAACAACCACAAUACUCCAACUUCCAAGAUCCAUCACAACAAAAACCACUUAACAAUCAAGGUAGUCCACAAUUAGCAGCUGGUUCACCAACCAAUCCAAAACAAAACACUUUUAACCCAACCCAUCAUCAAGUAAACUCUAUCCCACAAGUACAACAACAACAACAACAACAACAAGGUCAACAAUCUGACAUUUCAAAUCAAUACAAAGCAUAUGGUUCAAAUUAUUAUAACCAAUCACAAAAUUUUAUUCCAUCCCAUUUUCAACAAUUUCAACAAAAUCCCCAACAAAGAAAUAACUUUUAA